CCGACCUAUUCACCGGCGGCCGAAUUAUAGAGUUUUUCAUACAAAACUAGAGUUACCGCAAACAAAAACUUCCCGGCGCAUGUACGGUUUUAAUUAAAUAAAAAUAAUUGCUUUCACCGUAACCACAGGUUGUAAAAACAAGGAAAUUAUUAUCAACCUAUCAGAUGCAAAUUAUCACGCCACUUAUCUAGUCCCCUGUAUGUAGAGCGAGAGGGGAGAUACGCCGAUCUCGGCCGGCACACUAACCCGAUCGAGCGUAAUAACAGAUUUUCCUUACCUACCUAUCAUCAGCUGUUUGCCGGCCGUGUCAGAUAGUGGCUGUUUUAUCGAGAUAGCGCUGUGAAAAAUGCAUGGAAAUUUGGAUAGCGUCACGUCAUAGUUUGUGUCUAAUCGCGAACCGCCGCCGGUGAGUCAGACGAGUGUUCGGCGCAGGCGCGCAACGGACGCGGCCAAUUACACUUUUUGCGGCAACUAUUUUCUAAAUUCAAAACAGAUCGCGCUUCUGUCUAGAAAACGAAUCGAUUUUUUUCGUCAGUCGUAGUUCAAUUUUCGAAUUUUUUUAGUGCUCCGAAAUAAGUGGCCAGUGUUGUGAAAUGGUGUGAAACAGUUCCGAAUUGUGUUUUGUUUUUUUUUCUAUAAUGGAAAGAAGUGUUUUGGCCGAGACGAGGCACAUUCACUGGGCUUCUGAACUGCAUUCUGAAUACCGCAGCACUUACCGAUGGCACGAGUACAAAGAGCAACAGCAGCAGCAGGGCGUGGUGAAGCAGCCUGCGCCCACGCCGCCCUCCGCCUUGCCUAUAGCCCGGGGACCGAUUGAACCGGCGAUCCCCCGGCGCAAGAAGUACCCGGGUGUGGCGUACAAAACGAACGAGCUGUUCGACCCCGCCCCUGCUGAUGAGAUCCGGCCUCAGCAAACCUCGGCUUUUGAACGAGCCAGGAGCGCUCAAAGAAAUGACGCCGAGCGGGCUGGGCGACGCAGCAAGUCGGAGGGGCCGCGCCAACCGCGCUGGACCGACACUGUCGAGCCCAAGGCGACCACCGCCUUGGGCGAAGUGAUAGCCUCCAAAGAGCCGGAGGUGGUGAGCACGGAGUACCGCAACCAGUACGCCUGGCCAAAGGAGGCCGAGACCGCGCCCAGGAAGAGCAUCUCCAUGGGCGCGCUCAAGAAGGCCGCAGUCGCAGAAGGGUCAGUGGAAGCUGAGCCUCUGAUGAACCAUGUUGACGAGGAACACGACGAUGGACACAAGCGAUACAUCGAAGACUAUCUGUGGAACGGGCAGAAGCCUGGCGUGCAGAGAAAAUCGACGUUCCGUAACGCGCUAUCGGCCCUCAUAUCCAACGGGGAGGAUCGUUCCAAAGAUAAUAGGAAACGUUACAAAAGCGAGUACAAAAAGAAAUUUAGACCGUUCUCUCAAUACGUGUACGAGGCGUCUAAAGGGACAUUUACGAAAUGCAGGGGUAAAGGGAAGUCGAAUGAGGAGGCGAGCGAGAGGAUGUUGGGUGAGAGUCAGCCAGGGGGGGCUGGGGAGAGUCAGGGGGGUGUGGAGGACAGCGCGAGCACGCUGCGGGCGGCGGGGCUGCAGCCGCUGGGACUCGCGCAGGGAGACUCCUGGUACCGGGAAGUGCUGGACCUUCGCAAGCGCGCCGGCGAGUACAAGUAUCGCGGCUGGGGUACCGAACUGGCUCCAGAGCACAUCACUCAACUUUACAAUAAGCAAAUCGAGCUCUGGUACCAAGUGUCCCGCAGAUCCUCGCUGUCGGCACUAUCACUAGCUUCCACCAAUCACAAGGCUCUCCCUCGGGAUGAAAAAGACGGCAAGGAGUCCAAGGGCCACUCCCCGAAGAAGUUCAGGUCGUUCCGAUCGGCGCCGCACCAGUCCAUCCACGCCAAGCUCCAGGAGACGAAGGCUCUAGAGCGCUCUCCUCAUAAGACCUCGCCGCAGAAGCAGAGGAAGAAGCUUCAGGGUCAUAGCUUCGAUGAGGGAGCUACACAGGAAGGUGUCAAGAGUGGCGAGAACGCAGCAUUCCGCUCGCCGCGCCGCCGGCCCCGCUCGGCCGACCCUGCGCCCGCGCACGUCAAGCUCAUGCCCAACGGCCACGAGCCUCACCCGCGGCCCAUCAAGCCUUCCGGUUUGCCGUUGAAUAAAGGGAGUAGUAAUAGAGUUAGGUCGACGUCAAGGGGCGGGCGGUCGCCGUCAGCGCCGGGCAAAACAGGGGCCGGGGCAACCGAGGGGCACUCUGAGGCCAAGGCCGACGCGCCCAGGGGCCGCCGCAGUCGGAGCGUAUCCAAAGUCGGGAUACGAUUGGACGACGAGAUCCCGUCUCACCGCAGCGCGUCCGUCGCCAAGGACCACUUCUUCGACGACUCGCCCGUGGUCAAAUCGCCCCCGGAGCCAACACGAGUCAAGUCGCCCGAGCAAAUGAACAUGCGCUCUCCCGACCCAGUCAACUGGACCGUGCCACUUGACACUGGAAAAACUUUCACCGUCACGCAAAACGUUAAAAGCGAAAUCGCUCCGAUCCACCACCAGCAAAUGUCGCCAAUAAGGUCGCUGAAAAAGAGCGACUCACCAACAAGCCUUAGCAAGCGCACCGAUAAGACGCCCACUACGCCCAUAAGCCUGACUCCUAUCGACGAGACCAAGACUUUAGACAUCAAUAAGAUGAACGGUGUUAAUGGGAUGACCAGCAAUGAGCUGACACCGGAGACUCCGACCCAGGAGCCGAUUAAAGAAAAAGAGGUGAUCAAAAAGUCAACUGAGGCAACACAGAUUGCCCCUGGUGUUGUUGACACCACGGUGGUCAAUGAGACCCCAGCUACCGGAGGUCUCACCGCAUCUGAGGUCUUGGAAAGAGCUCGUACUAGGUUUGAUAAAUUCUGGGGCAAGAAAGAGGAGGACAACGUUUAGUCGAUUAAAUGACAUUGAAACUGUAAAUUGAGAUUUUAACCAUUCAAAAUGUUUCAUAUUACAGAAAAUGUCAAUAGAUGCAUUGGUUACUAAUCUGUACCUAAGAUGUUUGCAUUAAGAAGAUUAACUGCUCAACAUAUUAUCGUGUAGCCUUACAAAGAUGUGUGCCGAUAUCCAGUGAAUUAUAAACUUAAAUAUCUAAUUUGUAAUAUUAUUAUAAUGAAAGAUAUGUUAACGGACUUCGUAAGAAAUGUGACAAAGACUCUUUCAAUGUGUACCUGUUAGGUACAGAAAUAUGAAACAAAAUCCAUAAGAGCUUCAUUUGAUCAGCUUUCAAUCUCUGUCUCAAUUUACAGUGAUCAUUAAAACAAUAAAGUAGGAAAUUUUGAAUUGCAGUGUUAAACUGACAAACGAAAAAAUGAAGAAAAAAAUUGCUUCGCUUAAAAUAACAUCGACUGUAUUACGUAUUUAUUGUUUAAUCGUAAACAAUUACUGUCUAUUAAAUAGGAGUGCGGUGGCUUGUGAUAUCUAGAAUUGACGAAUGACAAUGAGUAGGUUUUGAGUUAACAGUUUUUAUCUUCGCGAUCACAAUAAAAUGCUAAAAGGAAUUUAUUCAGACUCAGUAGAAGUGGUAAUAUUUUCCUCGUAUAAAUUUAAAAAAAGGACCCGUUAUAUUAGUUAAUAAUUUUAUUAGUCUUAAUUUAUUAUUCCAAAAGUAAAUCUCUUAUUCUUUAUAUGUUCACUAUUGCUUACUAAUUUAAUUAUAAUUAUGUGGGAUGAGUAUAACAAUCUAAAUGAUUCAUAAAUUUCUUUAAGUAUUUUAUUAAUUGAAUUUUCUGCUUUCGUUAAGAUAUUUAUUAAUGAUGUUUAAAUAAUAUGUUUUUUUUAUAAUAUAUCCACAGAAGUAAUUUAUUUACAUUCUUGUUUGAUAUUUUAAUUGUAAUUAAAUCUCGAAUCGUUGACUAUAGUAAAAUAUUUUAAUGUAGUUAUUCUAUAAACGUUCAAGUUUUUCGUGAAAUAAUAUUUGUAACUUUUAAUUAAUUUUAAAGGUAUUCUUCUUUUCAUUAGCUUGCCAUGCAACUCUUAGCCCCAACGUAUAUGCAUUUUAUUAUUAACACAAACUCCAUAAUCUCCAAAUAUUAUUAUACUAAUAUUACGUAUUAUGUAUUAUAAAUUGUAAUAUAAUGUGAAACCAGACCGUUUACGUUCAAUAUAUGAAAUAGGAUCGUUUAAUAUGUUAUACGUGUUAAUCCGUAACAAGUAUCGUUAUAGCGUUUUAAUUUAUAAACAAUUAGCAUUGAACAAUGGCAACGUAUACACAACACGAAUAAAAGCCGUCCAUUGUAGUGUUUUUUGGCCGAAGAAAAAUAUUUUUGUUACGGAUUUUUUGUUAGACAAGUGAAAAUAAAAACUUUCCGAACGCACCUUCAUAAAGCCGACCAAUCACCUCGCAGUGUUUUUGACAAACAGUUUUGGCGGUAAACUGAAAUUAUUUGCAUAAAGUUACUGUCGUAUUUUUAUAAACGCUUAAAAUAUGGAAAUAACACGAAAAUCUUGCCGUUUAUGUUUAUCAGAGAGCGAAUUCAACGCGUCAUUAUUUGGCACUUAUUGUCGAAGAAUUAAUAUGGUCGAGAAAAUUUUCGUAUGUUUAAAAAUCAUAAUUGAAGAAAAUGACACCUUGAACACAAUAUGUUUCAAAUGCGCUGAAAGUGUCGAGAGAUAUUACAAUUUUAUUAUGUUCGUGAAGAAAUCUCAGAUGAGAUUUGCCGAACCGCGAAAUGAAUUGAAUAAUUCGCCUAUAAAGCGCCACCAUAUAACUUCGUAUGUGCGCGAGCAAGUCUACGAUGCUGAUUACACAUUCUCGUUUCUCGAAAUACCGAAUGAGGAAAAGAAGGAGAAUAAAACCUCUAGUCCAUUCUUUUCCUAUUUUUCACCGCCUAAUGGACCAUUGAAGAGGUCCACGGGUGAUCCCUCGUGGAAAACACCUCGCCCUCUCUGCAAUAACAUUGAAAAGAAGAACUACAGACAUGUAGAGAGGCAAAGUAAGCCUGAACUGCCACGACAUCGCUCUAGAGACUUGUUUGAAUCGCAAUCUCAGGAAGUAGACGAGGAAUGUAGGUCAUUCGACUGGAAAUUAACUCCAGACGACAACAUUAUAAAGAGAAUCAGAGGUAAAUGUUUCAAACAGUCCGAUUUUUAAUAAAAAAUCACAUUUUAUCUAAAUAGUUGAGAUAAAAUAUGAUUUUGUGAUAAUUGGUGAAUCCAUACUGUGUUAUGUAUGCAAAAUUUAUAAUUGUAAUGAAAAUUUUGUUUAUACCCGUAAAGCAGUCGUACCUUCCUGAAGUUGUAGCGGGAUGGUAGUUGAGGUGACUUGGUACCUUGUAGCAUUACUUUCCUUUACUAUGUUUAAGUAUUAAUAAUUGUCUACAAUAAUAGAAUGUAUGUUUAUACUAUUGGUGUAAGCACAGUCCCCGUAACAGGAAAAUUAGACAAAUUUAAUGCUAAUGAUUGUUAGCAUAAUCCUGUAUGAUUGCAUUAUUUAGAUGCGCUGUGAAUGAGACUACCUUGUGAAUAUAGAAUAAUCCAUAGGAUUGUUUAAUUAUAAAAAAAUUAAGUAAUAUCAAUGUGAUGGUUAAUAUCGGAAUGGUAUAUAGUCUUUAAAACUUUGUUCGACACUAAUACAUUUUUAAUGUUAUUCCUUAUAAUAAUUGUUUAUUAGUCAAAAGUCUUAGUGAAAAUGUGUUCAGUCUAAGCGAGUACCUUGGAACUAAAGUUUUCUAACAGGCUAGCAGUUUUUGAUAUAUUUGUCAUAAGUUCUUACCUGUUACAUAUGUUUGCUGUUUAACAUCAUAGGAAAAAUCAAAACUGUAAAAAAGUUGUGAAUGAAUAAAAAUUUAUGUAUGUGAUCAUUUUAUAACUGAGAACACAUUCAAAAGCAGUUUACACAAUAGAAAAUAUUUAUACAGUUUUAUAAAAUGAUCAGUUACAAUAAAUUAAAUUACUUUUACUGAGUGCUAAUCAAACAAGUACAUUCAAACUGAUUCAUGUUUUAAAAAUAAUAAAGAAAACAUAAGUAACAGGCUGUUAAAAUUUAAACUGUGAAACCUUAACAUUUUCCAAAAAAAUCAAUAGCACAGCUUCCCAUGUCAUUAAAUGCUGUCAAGAGCUGUUUUAACAUUUCUGUAUAAUUAUUUUGUUAUGUUUUGUUAUUUUAAUUUAUUGAAAAGUUUACGAAUAAUUUAUAUAAAAGUUCUUUAGACAGGGUAAUUAGAAAUGAUUUAUAUAGGCUCUAUCCGAUCCUCAUGUCUUUAAUGAUGUAAUUGCAUUUUGUGACGUAGCAUACAAUCAUAAUGGAAAGUGUUAGCUUAAAAUGAGGCAAUAGUGCCUUCCAGAACUAGUAUGCUACGGUGCAGGGACGUAUUCAGAGAUUGACAAAGGGAAACAGACCCACACAAGUCAACCAUUUCAAUCGACCUUUACAGUUUCUUAAUCCAUCCCUGCACAAACACUAGGCAUCUAAUUUGCUCAUAGCAUAAGUCGUAUAAAAUGAUUAGUAAAUGAACAAAUACCCAAGAAGAUCCUGUAAUCAAACUCCAUGUUUAAGUAGAUUGUAUUGAAUAAAAUAUUUUUGUUGUUCCUAAAUUGAUGUCCAAAUACACAUUCAAUUAGUGAUUUUUGUUAGAUUCGAUGUAAAUUGAGUUGUAAUAACUAAUAUUGUAUACAAAUAAUGUGCCAAGUAAUGUCUGUGUAUUUGACUAUUUUGAGCGGCAUUUUUUAAUUUCUUUCGAAAUCUUAAGUAAAUAGUAACACUAUCUAUGGAUGUUGUGUAUAAUCUACAAUAUUCCUACCAUUCAUUUCAGUGUGAUGAGUCGAAAAAUAUUUAUUCGUGUGCAAUAUUAGUUAUAUAAAGAAUAUGAUAAGUUCUACAUCUUUGUUCAGGUUCCGCAAUCCUCAGGACUGUUACCUGAAAUACUAUAGCAGGGAUUUUUCCAAAAAUCCAGCAAUUUUCCCCUUACGUUCAAAUUUUAACACCUUAUUACCUUUACACCUAGAAUAAAUACAGAAUACCAAAAAUCUUUAACCACCCUACUUAGUGGCUUCAGAAGCCAUUCCUGCUUUUUAACAACGAUAGAUCUUUGUCUUUAGUCAGUCAAAAAAAAAACUCAGACUUUUCUUGAAAUCCUAUCGAAUUCAAUAAAAACGAACACAGAUGUAGAACUUAUAUUAUCGAUCUAAAAACCUGUACAAUUUGAUUUGGUAAGUAUUUAAUUAUUGUUUGAAAUCGCAAAUUAUUGUUAAGUUAUGACAAUUUUUUUUGUUCGCACAAAUUCUGGUCCUGGCGGUAGAGGUGCCCUGUCCGAUAGUAAUUGAACCCAUAGUUAAUAUUAACGAAAACGAUUAGCUUUGCUACUGGUUUGUAAAAGCGUGUUAAUUUUCCGUUGUUACAUCAAAAUGGACACCUAAAUAAAAUUUGAAAAUUA
Messenger RNA from Manduca sexta (tobacco hornworm), 7390 nucleotides. RefSeq lists its product as uncharacterized. Gene Ontology annotation, molecular function: microtubule binding. The transcript is spliced from 13 exons. NCBI's taxonomy places the organism in Eukaryota, Metazoa, Arthropoda, Insecta, Lepidoptera, Sphingidae. The record is from RefSeq and is a predicted model, not a curated record. Gene Ontology annotation, biological process: negative regulation of centriole replication. The coding region runs from base 639 to 2909 and encodes 756 amino acids.